GUGAUUUUCAAAAGUAAUGGGUUUGAUAUUGGAGUGUUUGGGAGUCAAUUCGUAGACUUAUGAUCGACAACAAAAGACUUUCUACUAAAAUAACAGGCCCUUCAUGCACAGUUGUUUCUGACAAACCAGUAGUUACAGUCGGCCGUAAAAGCCAUAUCCCUGUAGACGUAUGUCUUGACGAUUCUGAAUGUGUAUCGCGCAAGCAUCUAGAAAUACACAGAAAAAACAAGGAUAUAUAUCUUAGAUGUCUUAGUAAAAACGGAAUAUUUAUAGAUGGAUCCUUUCAUACUGGGAGGCCGGAUUUCGUUCUUUUAGUUGAUGGGUAAGUAGUGCCAGUAGUUAGAAAUAAUUAUUUAUUUAUCAUAAUUUAGGUGUAAAUUAAGGUUUCCGAGUACAAACAUCGUGAUUAUCGUGGAAGUAGUCGAACUUGAACCCUUUUGUCACCCUAAAAAGCGGGCAUCUUGGAGAUCCUCACUUGAUCACACCAAUCGUGGCAAGCCUACAUUGAGUACUGAUCAAAACAAUAGAAAUAUGACAGAUCCACUAAUUUCACCAAUUCUAACGUCCAAAGGAUUUGAAGAAAAUUCCCAUUCUUCAUUUUGUUUUGAGUCCGGAAAUUGUCGAAAUACUCCCGAAGAAAGACAUGAUGUUUCAUGUAACAACUUGAAAAUUGAUUAUCAGAAUACUAUUCCGGAUUUAUCCCUUAACAGUCUUCAGGGUUCAACCACCUCAAACUGUGCAUUAUUACCGGUUGAACCAUUAUUUGUACAAUCAGAUCAAAAUUUCAAUAUUCCAGCCAUCAGAGCAGCUACAACAGUCCUUCAGAAUCUUAUUCAAAAUGAUAGUCAAUCUAAAUUCUUAAAUAUCGAUGGUGAAUCACUGUUUCAAAGCGAAAAUUCAGAUGUUGUAACUAAAAUGAAUCAUAUCACAAGAUUGUUUGCUUUUAACUCACUUGCACAGUUAUCCCAGUUGGAUGCACACAAAAGUAGUACUCUAACAUUAUCUAACUUAGUGAAUUUUCCUUCUCAUCAACUAUAUGACUCCAGAUCAACUGAACUCAGUAAGCUUUAUAAUUUACUUUUGAUUUCACUAUUGAAAAUAAUUGGUUCAAAAAUGUUCAUAGUAUGAUAGUGUACUAGUUUCAAAAUUAACAUAUUAUUGCCUCCUAAAGUUUUUAUGGAGAAACUACAUAAGUCUACUUGUUAAUGUCCGUUAUCUAUUAUUGGUGACUGUAGUAUGAUUCCAAACCUGUCACAAUGGUACUCCCACAUAUUCUCUUAAAUCACUUACCCCUGCUAUACCUCGUGGGGGAGCAUAGUUUAAACAACUUUUCAUUCUCUUCCUUUUAUUUUUCUACUACUAUCUGCAUCAAUAUUUUCACUCUUGUUUUUUCCUGUGUCGAUUCUCCACCUUUCUACUGUUUUACACCACCUUUGCCCUUCAUCGUUUGUCCUUUAGUAAAUACACCAUCGACGAAUACGUCUUACUCUUAUUUGUUAUCUGUACUUCUGAAAAUAUUCAACUAGGCGAGUAGCACAUCUUUUCGUGUUCCAUUUAUUUAUAUAGUCAAACUACAACAAGUCUGUCAAAAUUCAUUUAAUUUGCCAUAAGAUUUAUUCUUAAUUACGUUAUACCUCAUUUCUAAUGACAAUCCUUGAAAGUAUCUGCUAUUUACUCAAUUUAGUUUUCUAAAGCUCUCAACAUUUACAGAUAAUUAAUUGAAAUGGAGUAAGAAAUAUGAAAUAUUGUAAGUGAAAACGAUAAUAAUGUUUCUAAAGCUAUGAUUACACAAAUGAUGAGUUCUAAUGUAUAGUUAGUGUUUUUUAAUUUUCAUAAAAGAAAUUCCCAUUACAAGUCGGUGUAAAAUAAGAAGUUGAACUUUCAUAGUAGUUGGUGAUAAGCACAGGUCAUCAUGUCAUUUAUUAUCUGAUGAUCCUUUAGACUGCACAAAUUACUCGCUUUAUAUUAUGUUCUUCCAAAUACACCAUAUAAAUGUUCUUCCUCUAUUAUUUAAACACUAUAGAGGACUCAAACUUGGCUGCGUAUGCUUCAUUUUGUCGACUGAAUAGUAUCAUAAUAAAAUUUUCACAAAGCCUAAUGAAUGAAUAUACACUUGAUUAUUUAGUUCCAGUCUAUGAGUCAUCUUGUACUACAAAUACAAAAAAUUGUUGUUUUAGUAUUUUCUGACUAUAUAUCAAGAUUUAAAGUUUGUCUUUGACUUUCAAAAAAACUGUCUAUCUUACCAGUCACGAUCACAUCUCUGUUCCUGAUUCUUCAUGGUCUCAUAUAGAACUACAAUAGAUCCUCCAGUUAUUAAAACAAGGGGUGUUCAUGAAAUGUUUCCUAUUUUUGUCUGACUAUACCAUAACUAAAUUUUUUUUCCAACUUUGUGUAAAUUGCUUAACAUUAUAGUGACAUCUCAGAGAUAUUUAUUUUUGUGUGUACCCAGAUAACAUGUAUGAAACUUACAACUCUUCUAGACACCCUAAGUUAAAAAUCUGUGAAUAUUUGAUAUUUUCAAAACCUUCGACUAUAAAUUAAAUCAGUGGUGAGUAAACAAUUUGGCGAACUCUAAUAGUUGAUUAGAUCUCAAAAACUGAUUGAUCCCUGAGUAGUAGGGACCAAAGUCAUGUUUGUCUAGUCCUUUAGUGUCAAUCAAGUUCUAUCGGUUAAGUUGCAGUGUGUUCAUUAGUUAAAAGUGACUCGAAGUCGAGUGUACUAGGUUGCUGCAUAUAGCAGGAAACCCUGAACUUAAAUUUUGUUCUAGUUAGUACUUGUCAGCAAGGUGUACCUGCAAUCCUGAGGCUGUUAAUGUUCCUUGGGGAAUUAGAACCUGGAAAACUUAGCUUCACAGAUUCAACAUGUAAGCCCUUCGACUUGUACUAGCACACUGCUAAAAUAUAUACAUAAGUUAGCUAUCAAUUUUGCUAGGUAGUAAUAUAUGUUAGAACAACACAUGUAAGCGAACAAUUAUUUUCAAUUAGAUCGUCAUCAGGCUUUACUCGAAUAUACAUGAAUAUCUAUAUAAAAAUGUUGAACCAAUCAAGGCCAUUUGAGUCACCACACAUAAUAGGUAAAAGUACAAGUUGCUAGUAGGAAGACAGGUGUAUUGAUAGUAGUAAGAAUAAUAAAAUACGAUAAUAAAAGUCUUAUCAAUAGUUAAACAUUGAAAAUAGAAGGUCAAACGUGGGUAUAGUCAUCACAAAACACUAAAACCAUUACGUAAUAAGAAGUGUGUAAAUAAUUAGAUAGUGAAGAAUACAAACGGAAAGAGGCGGAAAAUUACAAACAAAUACAGGAUGUGAAAAUAAAGUUAAUGAUAACAAAAAUAAAAUUUAAAAAACCAUUUGUUAAGUUGUAACUGGCCAUGGAAGGGAUAGGGGGAUCACGAAUUUCUUCUGUACACAUAAGUUGGGGUUAAAUGUACGAAUUCCUAUGGCUUCAGUUAUAUGUAGGAGACGGGAACGAACUCCGUUGGGAUAUAAUGGAGGUAUACGAUAGAUCACUCGAAAUGCUUCCUAUUUAUCUACAUUAUGAACGCUGUCAAUAAGAUGUGCCAAGAUAGAACUGCGCAUUGUUUUUAUCUGGCCCUUUAUAAACCAAGCUAGUAGAUGUUCACUCAUUCGUCGAUUAAUUUGCCUGGUAGUACGCCCGAUAUAGUUAUCUCCACAGGAGCAGCUGGAUUUGUAAAUGCAUAUUGAGGAGGCCGACUCAGGUAACUUAUCCUUCGUUUGAGUAAAUAUCGCUGGUCGACUCGAGAAGGUCAACGCAAGAUUGGCUGCUUAAAAUGUCCUGUUAAUUACUUUCGUUAACCUAUCUUUUAGAGUAUCACUAACCAUAUCCCCGUUGAAUUGUAGUUUCAUGUAUCAAAGCUUCUUUCGAGCAGUCGAAAUCUUCGACUUCUUUUUUAUGUUAUACAUGUGCUUCUUAAUGAAUGCACUGGGGUAACCGAUCUUGGUCGGUGAGUUGUUGAUAAAUUCCAGCUCCUAACUUAAAAUGUCUACUGAACAGAUCUUUUUUUGCUCUGCUAGUAGGCCAUCUAACCAAAUUUCUCUUGUAACGGAUAGGUGUAAUACUGUAGGAGUGAUUAUAUUGGCAAGCAGAGGAACUUUUUCUAUACACGCUUCUACUUAACGAGCCAUCGCUUCGUCUGACUUAGUGUGACGUCAAGGAAAUUCAGCUUUUUGUCACAUUCACCUUCACCAGUGAAACUGAUCGCCGGAUGUACACUGUUGAAUUGUUCUAGGAGUUUUCCCUUACUAUAUAUUGUUCUACAUUCAACCAUGGCUUAUCAGAUUUAACGAAAAAUCCCUUCGUAUUGUCAUCUAACUCUCCGGAAUCUCAAUUAAAAAAAUCCGAUAUCAUUGAACAAAACACCUUGACAGUAGACGAUUUAGAUGACACUGCCGAUUCAAGUGUAGCUGCAAUACCCCAGAACGUCACAGCAUAUUGUGGUGAUGAUCAUAAUGACGAUGGUAAUAAUAAUAAUAAUGGUUGCACUAUUCAAGAAAGCGAAUCAACUAUUAAUAAGUUAGCUGCAAAUUUAGCUUCAACAACCGCAAUUGAUCGGGGCUCAACAUUUCGUAAACCGCCUUAUUCUUAUGCUCAAUUAAUUAUCCAAGCUAUUGCAUCGGCGCCUAAUCAACGUCUAACUUUAGCUGAUAUUUAUGCUCAUAUUUCAAAAACAUUUCCAUAUUAUAAACCACAUGAAAAAGGUUGGCAGGUAGGCGACUUGAAAUCAGUUUGUCAUUUCUGUAUUUGUUUGUCUUUUCUUGAAACUAAUUGUUUUCUCAUACUGCAAACAUGCAGUGAUAAUAAUCCGACCACACACUUAUUAGAACAUUUGAUAUAUAAAAAAAAUAAGAGGUCAAAAUAAACGAACUGAAAGAUAAGAGAAAAACAAUAUGAAUUACCCUACACUCUAGAUAAAAAAAAAUCAAUAUUACCAAGGGUUUGUUUUGUGUGUAAGUAAAAGUUAUUUUGAAACACACGAGUGGGCUCAGGCGUGUUGAAGAUUUGUAUAGCUAUGAUUCCAACAAAUUUAAGUAUUUGCCUUAUCUUAGACAACUUUUAUGUAAAAAUCACAAAGCUGAGUUAAUAUUAAUCUUAUGAUCUGUCUCAACUGUGUAUUUAACGAUGAACGAAAAUGAGGGGUUUGUUAUGUGCUCUUAUUUGAGGUCAUUUGACCCAAUGAUGAUAAAUUUGAUGAACUGUUAAUGUCGAUAGAUUUACAACAUACUUUUUCUAAUGAUUAGUUCAAUUAAAUCGCAUUUCUGCUUUCCCUUGUACAGUUCACAAUAUCUAGUCACCCCAUCUCCUGAUAUACAGUGAUAGCUGAAGUAGAAUCAGAUUUGAUGUAAUAACUUACUUAAUUACUUACGCCUGUUACUCCCAAUGGAGCAUAGGCCGCCGACCAGCAUUCUCCAACCCACUCUGUCCUGGGCCUUCUUUUCUAAUCCCAUCCAAUUCUUGUUCAUUUUUCUCAUGUCUAUCUCUAUUUCCCGGCGUAACGUGUUCUUUGGUCUUCCUCUUUUCCUUUGGCCUUGAGGAUUCCAUGUGAGGGCUGGUCUUGUGACGCAGUUGGGUGCUUUCCUCAAUGUGUGUCCUAUCCACUUCCAGCGCUUCUUCCUGAUUUCUUCCUCCGCUGAGAUCUAAACUCCAGGUGGGGUUUAGAUGUAAUAAAGUUUACCCAAAUUAAUGUGUGUAGUCACUUAAUGUCUAUUUGAAUCCAACUAUUCCAGUAUAUGUUCUUCCAGGCCAUGCAAACAAAUAGUUGAAUACCGUAGGUGACUUUGUUAUACCGCUCCAAUCUACUUGAGAUAAUAAAAUACACCAUAAUUAUUGACACGUCAGCAUUUGUAAUUUCGCUCAAGAGAUCGAUUCUCCAAAAGUCCCAACCGAACAGGCAUCAAAUAGGCUGAACCGAACUAGCCAAUGAACUAAACAUAUGUAAAUAUUCGUAUUUGGAAACUAAAGUUAGCCAUCUGAUACUUAACUAUUACUUAUGAGCGGCAAACGCGGUAAAAUCAGACUCAUUGCAGACCUGGAUUUAGAUGUACUAACUAGAUUUUCACCUUUCAUCAGGUUAUAACAGAUCACGUGAAACUGAGUUUGUUCACAAUUAUUAAUUCAAUCAAGUCAUUUUACUAACUUAUUAACGAACUGAGUCAUCCUAACAACAACUUAUCUAUGUCCUUGUAUCUUUAUUACUAUUGCGAGUGUAUGAACAUGUAUGCCUGAAUAUUGCUUACGGCCCGCGCGUUUAUUCACUAUGCUAGCCUUACUACUAACCACUUAUUUGAUUCGGUGACUCAUUCAUUUCACUAUGUAUAUGUAUGUCCAUGUUAUUCAUAUUCAUUGCUCUCGCUCUCGCUCGCUUAGUUGUACGCGCUUGCUCGUAUUCAUAUUCGCUGACUCACUCGCUCGCUUAAUUGCCUUUCGGCACAAGUCUUCUAUGCUUGUUUAACGCAUCUGUAAAUUUGAAUAUCUGUGUGUGGUCCCGUAAUAAACGUAAUCAACGCUUCGUGUUCGCUUUCUGAUUAAUAUACCGUUGGGGCGUUAUAUAGGACGGUUAUCAAGACGAACUGUAUACAAAGUUUAAGGAUUAUAUCCAAUACCGACCACCACAAGGUUCUAGAACUUUGACAUACCUCAUGAUGUUCGACUAUAGUGAUGCUUCUUGACCCUAAGGGGAGCAUACAAUCUUGUUGAUUGACGGGUUUUAUAGCAGUGUAUCACUGGAAAAUUUACUCAAAUAUAUGAACCCCACGAAAUUUAGCUAUUAUUUACGUACAUAGUACUCAAUCAAAGCAGUAUAAUCAAAAAGAGUUAAUUGUCCAGUCAAUCGAAAAUUCAUCAAAGAUAAAAUACAACUUCACGAAGUGAUCAUUGUCUACCGUAACAAAUAUAUGAUAUAUAAUUUACAGCAUUACUGCUCUCGUGGCUUGAGAUGUGCUUUUUUUGUUUCAAGUUUAGUGAUGGUAAUUUAAAUUAGUUGAGAUAAUAUAUAUAGCCAUAUUUUAAGUAUUAAUUGUAAUUGAAGUUUAGGCCAUAACCAGUUUUGUUGUUCUGUAAAAUUUAAUAAUUAAUACUGUCCUUAAUCAAGUUUACACAUAGCUCAAAACAUUAACUACAGUUCAUAAUGAAGGAAUCAUGGACGAAGUGUAGGAAUGUAUUGUGCAGAUAGAUUUAUCCAAUAAACGUUAAAAAAUUAAAAGAAAUUUGCCAAAUGCUUCCAAAAUCAUAUUUCUUUUUGAGUUUGUAAGUUCUCAUCUUAUUACGGUACGCAGUAUAUAAAAAAUCCAUGUACAUUCAUGACAUAUUUCUUUUUAUUAUCUUAAUGUGGUGUGGCAGCUUAGUGGUUAAGGGGUUUAACUUUCAACCACUAAGAACAAAGUUCGGACCUCACUCCACUUCGUUUUGAGCAACCGAAUGGUAUAGCUAGCUAUCAUAUUUAUAGUAUAGCUCACUCCCAGUUACCUGGUGAGUGAGUUGCGAUAGACUGAGUAUUGGGUAAGUUAAAACUAGUUUACAGAUUAUUGUAUUUCUAUAUUCCUUGUAUUGUAAGCUUCCUUCAGACCUUUUAACUAUUAUCAUACAUUUUAUUGUUCCAUGGUUAUCACUAACUACUCACCUUUUGCUUUGUCCUCUGCUAUUUAUGGCAUUAUUGUAUGUAAAGCAUGAUCUGUUAUUCGCGGUGCGUUGCGCUCUGAUAAUUCAUGUAUAUAAGCUAAUGAGUAUUUGAAAUAAAUAUACUAGGUGCUUAAAAUAUAGUAAAAGAAGGUUAUCUACUCAUAACUAGGGAUAGAAGGCGUGCUUGUCGGCAAACCAAAUAGGAGUUAAUAUUAUUUUCACCUCCACUCAAGGAUAACAUUACCAUUUGAAACUUAUCAUUAGUCAAAGCUUAGAAUGAUGGACUACAGACGAUACAGUACACAUGAGAGGUCGAGAGAUUAACUAAGACCUUAAUUGACCAGUCUUCUCUAUAUAUCGAGUAACGUCGCAUUCAUAACAUGAGUUCGUUAUUAUUAUUAUUAUUAUUAUUAAUUAGUCUUGAGCCUUUAAAAUUAACCACGUUUUAUUUCUUCUCUUAUGAUAAUACAGAAUUCAAUACGUCAUAAUUUAUCAUUAAAUCGUUAUUUUAUCCGUGUACCACGUUCUCAAUCGGAACCUGGUAAAGGUGCAUUUUGGCAAUUAGACCCUUAUUGUGAAACAUGUUUAAUUAGUCAAGCAUUUCGUAAACGUCGUCAAACGUCAUCGAAGUCAUCAUCAUCAUCUGAUUUAAAUCAAACUAGUAAUGCCAAUAAUAAUGCUAAUGACGAUAGUAAUAAUGAUCGAAAUCAGUAUGACGGUGACGAUGAUGAUGAUGUUGUCGACGAUGAAGAACAACAACACCAAGAAAAAAAAGAAGGUGAACAAAGAAAUGUUUUAAACGAUAAUAGCAACAACGAGAAUAGUAUUGAUAAUAAUACUAUUGAUGUUAAUAAUUCUGCAUUUCCUGUAACAUCUCGUGAAUUAUUUUUCAAUGAUAAUAGUCAACAUAAUCCAUUAGAUAAUAACACAUAUAUUGGUAAUGAUAGUAAUGCCUCAGCUUCUCAAUGUGUUUUUGUACAAUCGAAUUAUUGUUUAAAACAACAAAAUCACCACUUGCAAAAUGUACAAUCUUUACUUCAUCCUCACUCUUUUUGCUUGUCAAAUUCAUUAUCGUUAUCAACACCAUCACCAUCGUCGGUCAUGUUAUCGUCAUUUGGUGAUCACCAACAACGCCAGGAUGAGUCUGGUGCAGUGUUACAUUAUUCAAAUAGUUUACCAACAGCCAAUGGAGAUCGGUAAGAUUUACUAUUUUAUGUUCCCAUUAAUAUGUAUUUGUGAAAAAAUACGUGUAGUACAUCCGCCUUUCAAUGUUCAGUAUAUAUGUGGAUAGCAAAGGUUUCUGGGUAAUUUUCUGUCCAUUUAGUGAGUGGUACAUAUAAGAGCAUAAUUUUUACUGAGGAUUUCAUUGUAAGCUGUAACUUCGCGUUUUUUUAUCUGGAAAGUUGGGUUUGGGCUACAAUGACGUGUUCAUAAAAGACAUAUGUGGAAAGCGUUAGAUUAUUAAAACGAAACUUUCAGUGAAAAUUACACUCUUAUAUUCACCAUUCACUCACUAAAAGAACGAAAACAAUUCUCGAAAAUACUAGAUAUCAAACUUUUAUUGAACUGUGAAGAAAGGAUGGUUAACCUCACACGUAUUUAUACUGUUGAGAUGGUUGUGUUUUGAUACAAAAAUUAGUGGUCGAAAACAAAAUAAUGGUCACUGGAAUAUGGCCCCCAAAUGCCGUGGUACGACCGAGGGUGUAGAGAGUCAGCUCUUCCUCUCGAAAUGCUCUUACAUGGCCACUGCCAGGGAAGUCCUACUCACUUAUUUCUCGCACCACGGGUGUUGUUUACGUAAUUGAAAGGAUGAAAAGUGAAUAUAUGGCGCUUUGACCGGUUUGUUGGAUACAGAGGAUUCACCCAGGGGGGGUGGAAAAUCCUGAUUCCAAACCAAUGGUGCACACAAGCUCCAGGAUUCUGAGGGAACAAAUGGCGUAUGAACAUAUUGUUGGUCACCAGCUUCCAUGGGACUACAUCUUCUAACGUGGCUCCACUGCUUUGUGGAUUAGAUCUCUAGGUUAAAGGCUCGAGGAGUAGCUCACUAAGAAAAGCAUCUGUUUCGGUCUGAGCACCCGGGCAGUAUCACAACCCACACAAAAAUCAGAUGAUUUAUGUGGCGCCUAUGUAUUUGGUGCCUCUCUGUACCAAUAUCUAUGUGUUCAAAUAAAUAAAUAACAAUAACUGGAAUAUGAAAAAGUUUUAACUGAGGUAGACAUGUGAUAUUUGGUAAUAAGAUAUGACUUCACUUAUAAUACAUAACCUGUCCACUUCUUUAUUAUAAAUGUCCAUACGUCUCACAAUAUAUUCAUUUAUUAAGUACAAUGGAUUUGUGUAUUUGAAUUCAUAUUUUUACAUUUCGUUUAGGAUGUAUAGCUGAGUUAAACUGCUCUGUCCAUGUUCUGAUAGAUCACUUUAGAAUAGAGGAAUCAAUGGUCUGAUUAUAACCGUCAAGUCACAAGUUUUAAUCCCACUAUCGAACUACUUUAGUUUGAUCAGUCGGGUAAUAAGUGCUACAUUCCUUCACAUAGAAAUUAGUACCCCAACGAAGCUGAACAAAUAGAUGCGUACUUCGUAAAUGCUUUACGUCAAAUUAAAUUUUAGGGAAAUUACUAUGUCCAAGUGUGUUUAGUGGUGUAUAGUCUCUUCAUCAUCACAUUUCCCAAUUCAUGGUAUAUUGUUUAGUUGAAAUAAUGAAUAGAUUUAUGGAAAUGUGUUGAGGGCUAUUGGUAAUUAAGUGAUAAACAGCUUUCACUUAUAACUACUGAUUUAAUUAAGUUAUUAGUUGGGGUUUGUCAGUUAUACGCAAUGUGGAACCUGGCAUAUUUGCACAUUUUAACUUGCCACACUACAUUAACACUGCGACAUGAAAUUAUCAAGACCAAUCCUAAUAUUUUGGAAAUAUUAACGGUAUCAUCAGUAAAAGAAAAGUUUACACAUAAAUAACGUGUUUCAAGACGAGGGUUUGAAUUCGUGGAAUUGAAAAAAAACGUAUCAAAUAAUUCAAAAAAGAAAUCAGAAUAUAAAAGAGGAUAAGGAAUGAGUGCAACUGCGCCAUUGAAACCUAUUCUAACCCAUGUCACGCAACGUCUUCAACUGUUGGUUACGAUAAUUGCACUGUUCCCAACACGACUCAAUCCGACUGUUAAUCUAAGGGUUUGUAACUUUCUGUUGUCCAUGUUUAGAACUUUGAUAGAUAAAUCUGUGCUGCUAUAUGGGCUUGGUGAGUGAAUUAUUUCUAUACAACUUUAUGUCAUGAGUUUCAAUAUGUAAAGUAUAGGUAUUCAGUAAAAUCCAAGACACUCAUUUCAUCCUACAUCAAUCUGUAACCUGUUCAGGAUACAUAUAUGACAACACAGACUAAUCAUUUACAGUCCUAAAUGUCGACGAGGCAUUAAAAACCUUUUACUAAUACUUUCAAACUCAUUGAAUAAGUUAGUAAUUGCACUCAGUAGCUCUGUAGAUAAUGUGCUCUAGACAUUUUGAAGAGAAUGAUACUGGGUUUUCUAGUGCAGGUACAUCGACUUGACAAGUCUCAAAUAGGAUGAAACACAUGCUCUGGAUUCCAUUGCGACCCUUAUGCCAAAUAUACUACUUGAGUCAUGUUUAAAAGUUCUCGUUGAGCAAUCAAAUGUUUGUGUAGGUAAAUAACUUUGACAAUGUAGCACAAAAUCAUACCGAUAGGAAAAUAUUCACUAAAUAUAAUAAAUAUAUUUUUAUGAUAUCCCUAUUAGUAGGAAAUUGUAUUUCUGACGUUUCAUGACUUAAUGUAGGUUACUUCUUUAGAGUAACUAAAUAACCGUAAUAAUAUAUAUUCAUAUAUUGGAUUAUAGAUAUGCACGAGUAUGGAUGUGCAUGACAGUUACCAAAUCUAGAACAAAAAAAAGGAAUAUGUAGCUUUCAAUAGUUCUGAAGAUUAUAUCAAUCAGUCUGUAUGUGGUGAAUCCAACUAUCUUUAUACUGUAAAAUUCUUUACAAAGUAAAUACAAUCUAUUCUUUGCUCAGUUAUACAUUGACCUCUGUUAGUCAGUAUGCUACUACCACUACUACAAGUGUUAAACUAAUCUGGCGACUGUUCAAAUUAGUUACAAGGUUUUUUAUUCCUACUAGUGAUCCUUCGCUUUUUAAUGUAUAUUUCUCAUGUAAUCCAUUGUUGUUAUUAUUAUUUAUGCGCAGUUCAUUAUAGUUGUGCUUGUUUAUACAUAUAAAUACUUGCCAUAGAAAAUUAAGGUGAAUCUAUUUUGUGAAUUAAAUCACUUCAAUUAUUAUUGUUGUUAGUAUUAUUAUUAUUAUUAUUGAUAUUAUGAGUUAUCACUGGUGUAAUUAUCAUUAUUAUUAUUACUAGUUAUCUGUGGUACUAUUUUUAUUGUCCUCAGCUGACCUUCGUGCAUGCUUUCGACUUUACUGCUGUUUACAUUCACUGUUUACACAUUCAUUCACUCUCAUUCUCUCCUUGUUCAACUAUGCUACUGUGUACAUGUAUGUGUGUUCAGUCGUAUGUUUUGUCCAUUUAUUAUUAUAUACAAAUAUACAAUAAUUAAUCUGAUUAUUUUGUUAAUGUAUAAAAUGCCAGUUGUAUUUUCUAAAUAUGUUUUAGUAAUCUCUUUAUUUAUUUGGUUACUAAUAAUACUACUACUUAUCUAUUCAUUCAUGUAUUUCAUACAGAUAUGUUUGCACUUUUGUUGUAAACUAAAAAAGAUGGUAAUACGGUGUGAGGAAAAAAACAAGAAUGUGUGUGGUAAUAGUGAUGAUGGUGAUGAUACAAUGAAUAUGAGAUGUUGAACUUUGUAUUAAUAGAUGGCGAUAUGCAUAUCCUGCGAUCGUGUGUGUUUGUUUGAAUGACUACCUACUUUACAUUAUAUGACAUAGUGCCCUUAUGAUAUAUUAUGUGAGGAAAUAAGUUAUUUAGGUUUUCAUUUAGACUAUUGUACAAGCAAUGUGGACAGUUGGUUGAAAUUUUACAAUAUUAAUUCAAAUCUACCUUGUUUUGUUCUUUUGUCAUUAUUAUAGCUCUUCCAUUAUUAUUAUUGUUAUUACUAUUAUUAUUAUUAUUGUUAUUAUUAGUAGUAGUAUUACUAUUACUAUUAUGUUCUUUUGUGCGUUAUCGAUGUGGUUGAAAUUUAGUUCAUUUGGGCUAUAACUCAAAAUCAGCUGAGUGAAUGAAUUGGUUAGUUAGUAGUGGUUGUAAUAGUAGUGCAACGCCACGUGAUCUUCAUCUAUCCAUAUCAGCUGAAGACAUUAGUUCAUUAGUUGACGAUUGUCUUAUUUGUGUUUUUGUUGUGUUGUGUUGUGUUGUGAUAUGAUGUGUGGUAUGCUUGUAUAUUGUAUUGUAUUGUAUUGUUUGUUUGUUUGAAUACUCAAUAAACUGUGUACUUGUUAUUGUUGUGUAUUGUUUGUACAGUGUGUGUGUGUGUUGCGUGGACUGAUUGUUUAUCGUUGAUUAUGUAAUGGUGAUUUUGUUUUGUUGUGUAUGUGCUUUGGUGUGAUGAUAGUGUAUUGUUUAUUUAUUUAUUUAUUUAUUCAUUCAUUUGUUUAAAUAUUGGAUUGUUGUGUUUUUGUGUAAAAAUAAUUGAAUUAAUUUGCUCAUUCAUGUGUUUAUGGAUUUGUUGUUGCGUGUUAAUGUCCGUGUUCUAGAGUGAUCUUGUUAGUGUAUAUCUAUGCCUAUGUUUAGAUAUGUAUUUAAAUGUAUCAUCACUGUGUGUGAUAGUAGUUGCUAUUGUGUUUUUGUGUAUGUUUAUUUGUGUGUGUUUAUUUGCAUUCACAUAUCCACUUUGUAGUACACUUGGAUUAAUUAUAGACAAUGAAUAGACUCUUUUCUUCAUUCUUAAUUUAUUUAUUAUGGACAUUUUUAAUUUUCUAUUUCGUAUCUAUUUCUUCUUGUAAAAUAUUGUAAUUUUUGCUCGCCCUCUCUCUCUCUCUCACACACACACACAUACAUACACUUAUCGAUAAUACAUUUUCAUAUGAUUAAUUAUGAUUGCAUAUUUCUUAUUAUCCCUAACACAAAAUGACAAACAUAUUUAGUUGUAAUGGUAAUAAUAAGUUGAAAAAUAGUCAAUCAUUUCAAUUAAGUUCAAUAUUAUUAAUGACCAAUAUAUGAAUAAUGAUGUGUAUUUGUUUUGUUCAUAAAAAAAUUACAUUCUUGAAAUAAUUGUUUUUUUUUUCACUGAUGUAUACAAUUCCAAAAAUAUUCUUAUUGAAUAUGAAAUCUUUAAAAUUGUUUCACUUUGAUUAAAAGUUCUUAUAAGGUAGUCUUGAGUCAGUAAAACAUCAAUAGUGUGUAAGUUAAGACAUGUCAUUAAUACAUAAAGUCAUAGAUUAUUAAAUUAAACCUUGUUCUUAGGUGCAAACUACAUGGUUUGUGUCCGUGUAACUAUUGCAAAUAAUAAUAAGAUGAAAUAGCUCCUGGACCGGUCACAUUAGCACAAAUUGAUUUACUUUUUAUCUUAUUAUAUAUUUCCAGGUUCAGUAUUCCUUUCACACAGAUCUUAUGAUUCUCCAAUCUUUCUCAUUUUUAUUAUUCCUGCUAUAUUAGUUCAUUUUUAUUUUUUCUCUAUUCAUAUAAUUAAUUUCAUCUUGCUGUGUUAAUGUCUUGUAACAAUAUGGGUCAACGUAUAAAUGUGUCUGGUUCUACGUUGAUUUUAACUGACUGAGCCCCCAAAUGCUCUGGUACGGCCGAGAGUGGGGAAAGUCCGUUCUCCCUCUCGAUAUCCCUUCACAUGGCCACGCGUAUAUAGCCUCUGCCAGGGAAGUCCUACUCACUACCUUCUCACACCACGGGUGUUGUUUACUAAAAUGAGAGGACGAAAAGUGAAUGUCCGGCGCUUUAACCGGAUUCCAAACCAAUGGUGCACAUGGGCUCCAGUAUCCUGUGGGAACAAAUGACGUAUGAACCAAUUGUUGGUCACCGGCUUCCAUGGGACUGCAUCUCCUCACGAUGCUCCACUGCCAUGUGGGUCAGACCUUUAGGUCAAAGGCUCGGGGAGUGGCCCCCUAAAAUAACCACCUGCUUCGGUUUGGGCACCCGAGCAGUAUCAUAGACCUCACACAUAUCGAAUGAGAUUUGUGUGGCGCAUAUGUAUUUGGUGCCUCCUUGUACCAAUAUCUAUGUAUUAAAAUAAAUAAAUAAAUAGUAACUGACUGAUCAAUUGAAUUAUAUUAUUUGAAUGAAUUGAUACACCUAAAAUUUUAUUUACUACUAACAUUAAUUAAUUGUAUACAUGAAAUAUUGGAGAACACGCUUGAAUUCAACACUUCUUCGGAUCACUCGUUGUAUAAUCAUGUCGCAUAUUUUUCUGUUGUGUUUUCAUUUCCAUGUGAUUCUGUGUCACAUCGUUUCACUCAAGGUUAUUAGUUCUCACGUCUGUAUGUCUAAAUAAGAAAAUUCUUAAGAUGAUGAUCACCGUUAAAUCUUAUUGUCCUGAAUAUCAUCCUGUUUUGUUUGAAACUGGUAUGCUUUAUGUGCGUGUUGUAUUACAAAUUGGACUAAAAUACACAUACACUUGUUCAUCCAUGUUUUUUUUAAAUUUUCAAUCAUUUCUCCAACAAAAUCAGUUUUAAACCAAGACAAAAUAAGAUGAUAUAUACAAGUGUACGUAUGUGUAUAUUUAGACGUCGUUUAUGUUUGUACCCAGGUUUGUUCGUUGUUGUUUCUCUCUCCCCUCUCUCUUUGUUAUAUGUAAACAACUAAUUCAACUGUCAGGUAGGCAAAUUUCUUUUAAAAAAGUUGUUUAUUCAUGAAGCACUUAAUUGAUCUGAUUUUUCAACAAUGAUCUAUUCAUAAUUGUUAUUACAACAGAGUAAUAUAUUCUUAUAUAAUAAUAUAAAAUAAUUAAUCGCUAAGCAAAACGAUUCAAUAUCACAAUGUAGCCUAUUUUUAAAUUGCCGUUACUGAUGUCCAUUUCUAUUCAUAGGGAUUGUUGAUUGUAUACUGAAAGCAGUCAAUAAGAAGCCCAGUUUAAUCACCUUGAUUUUUUGCUAGUUAGUAUACAUCAGUAAGACGUUUAUCUGCAAUCCACCUGAGCUACAAAUCUUCUCCACCAUUGUUAUUAUCAUUAUAGGUCAAUCUUUUUAUAAGCUGACUUUCUUUGACCAUUAUUAGAUUAUGGAGAUUGUUAAAUUUCAUUAAAGUUAGGCAUAUACACUGCUCAGUGGUCCAAAGAUUAAGUGUUUAGAAGCGAGACCGAAGGUCAUGCGUUCGAUUUCCAGUUGCGUGACCGUAUCUCAGACUAGGACGGAACAGUCGUCUAGUGCUUUCAGGUUUCAGUAAUUGUCUAACUUUGUUGUUUUUUAAGCUGAUUUUUCCCUAUCUUUUCUACCGAUAUUCAUAUUAGUUGUUACAUUGACAAUUCAGAUGACUUUGGUCAAGAAACAUUACUCUUUUCCACAGAUAUGUAUAUAGUUUCAUAUUUGUUAUUUGUUUAUUAAUUUUGUCAGCUUUUCAGUUCUUUCCAUUGUCUUUUUUCUAUGAAUAUUGUACCUGAAUAGAUAACUAGGGAGAGAGUGAGAGAGAGGGAUAAGGUCAACAUCAAACAAGAUAAACUAACUAAUAUCACCUCUCCUUUUUUUACCCUCAUCCAUUCAUUAUUGUGUCCAUUUUAAAUUGCUCCUUUCCUCCCAGUUUGUUGUUUGUUUCUCUUUCUUUUUCUUUCUCCAAAAGAAUCUACACAAUCCCAAGUAUCUUUGAUAGAAUUAAAAUCAACUACAGUUUGUAUUUAAUGUAUGUGUGUGUGUGUGGCAGGUGUUUGAAUAGUUUUUUUUAUAAAAAAAAAAGUUUGUUAACUAAGACACAUGUGUCUGUUGCUUACUUUGGUUGUUUGUGUAUCUAUUAUUCUGAAUAAAUAAAUAAACAAAUAAUCAAUGCUUAGUUUGUUUUCUGUCGUCUUUGCUUUUUAUCAUUCUCCUUAUCUGUGUACGUAUGUAUGUAAUAAUUCCACUUCUUUUAAAAUUUUAAACAGGUUUUUCUUGUUUGUUUGUAAGAUCUUUUUAUUGGUGUCAUUGUCGCUUUUAUUAGUCCAUGAAUAUAGAGAUUAGAAGUAGUAAACAAGACGAAUAAAUAAUAAUAGCUUACACUCUUGGCAUCAGCAGUCUCUGCAUCAGUAGGCCUCAGCAUACACAAAGGGAAAACCAAGGUCCUCAAAUUCAAAGCGGAGAACAGCAAUCCAAUCACACUUGAUGGCGAAACUCUGGAAGAUGUAGAGUCCUUCACAUACCUAGGAAGCAUAAUCGAUAAACAAGGAGGAUCAGAUGCAGACGUAAAGGCGAGGAUCGGCAAAGCAAGGGUCGCAUUCCUACAAUUGAAGAACAUAUGGGACUCAAAACAACUUUCAACCAAUAUCAAAGUGAGAAUCUUCAAUACGAACGUCAAGGCAGUUCUACUGUACGGAGCUGAAACUUGGAGAACUACAACAACCACAAUCAAGAAAGUACAAGUAU
Molecule: messenger RNA, 17067 nt
Organism: Schistosoma haematobium
Lineage: Eukaryota; Metazoa; Platyhelminthes; Trematoda; Strigeidida; Schistosomatidae
Product: mitotic spindle checkpoint protein Bub3
Exons: 3
Coding region: 8092-8832 (246 amino acids)
Biological process (GO): regulation of transcription by RNA polymerase II
Molecular function (GO): protein binding; RNA polymerase II cis-regulatory region sequence-specific DNA binding; DNA-binding transcription factor activity, RNA polymerase II-specific
Source: RefSeq, a predicted model, not a curated record